Capra hircus (goat) is the source of this 2574-nucleotide messenger RNA. RefSeq names its product Fas associated factor 1 (gene FAF1). Lineage: Eukaryota; Metazoa; Chordata; Mammalia; Artiodactyla; Bovidae. Gene Ontology annotation, cellular component: endoplasmic reticulum; nucleus. The coding region runs from base 445 to 2397 and encodes 650 amino acids. The record is from RefSeq and is a predicted model, not a curated record. Gene Ontology annotation, molecular function: ubiquitin binding; NF-kappaB binding. The transcript is spliced from 19 exons.
GCGGAGGCGGCGGCCUGGGAGGAAGCGGAGGAGGCGGAGGCGGCCGUGGCGUUUGCCCGCCUGCUUUUUCGCUGUCUUUCUCCGCCCCCCGCCGGUCUCGCCGCCGCUGAAGAGAGCUGGGUGCGCGCUGUCGCAACCUGCCUUCAUCCUGGCCGGCGACAGUAAGACCGGACCCACAUCCUUACCAACCUCUCUGUCUGGGCGGCUGCGGAGCGGGCUCCACAGGGCACAGGCGGGCGGCCCAGGCGCCUGAAGGUUACCGAGUGCAUGAGCGCCUAGCCUCCCGCACUGCCCCGCCCGCCGGCCCGCCGGCCCGCCCGCCGGCUCGCCCGCCAGCCCUUCGGCGCCCGGCGGCGGCGGCGGCGGCGGCGACGGCCGCAGGAGGCGCAGUCUCUCUCCCAGGUGCGCGCUUCGCUCCCGGAGCCGCGGAACUCGGCGGCCGCCAUGACGUCCAACAUGGACCGGGAGAUGAUCCUGGCGGAUUUUCAGGCAUGUACUGGCAUUGAAAACAUUGAUGAAGCUAUUACAUUGCUUGAACAAAAUAAUUGGGACUUAGUGGCAGCUAUUAAUGGUGUAAUACCCCAGGAAAAUGGCAUUCUGCAAAGUGACUAUGGAGGUGAGACUAUAUCAGGACCUGCAUUUGAUCCAGCAAGUCACCCAGCUCCAGCUCCUGCUCCCUCUUCCUCUUCAGCAUUUCGACCUGUAAUGCCAUCUAGGCAAAUUGUAGAAAGGCAACCGCGGAUGCUGGACUUCAGGGUUGAGUACAGAGACAGAAAUGUUGAUGUGGUACUUGAAGACAGCUGUACUGUUGGAGAAAUUAAACAGAUUUUAGAAAAUGAACUUCAGAUACCUGUGUCUAAAAUGCUGUUAAAAGGCUGGAAGACUGGAGACGUGGAAGACAGUACGGUCUUAAAAUCACUACACUUGCCAAAAAACAACAGUCUUUAUGUCCUUACACCAGAUUUGCCGCCACCUUCAUCAUCUAGUCAUGCUGGUGCCCUGCAGGAGUCAUUAAAUCAAAACUUCAUGCUGAUCAUCACCCACCGAGAAGUCCAGCGGGAGUACAACCUGAACUUCUCAGGAAGCAGUACCAUUCAAGAGGUAAAGAGAAAUGUGUAUGACCUCACGAGUAUCCCUGUUCGCCAUCAAUUAUGGGAGGGCUGGCCAACUUCUGCCACAGAUGACUCCAUGUGUCUUGCUGAAUCAGGGCUCUCUUAUCCCUGCCAUCGACUUACAGUGGGAAGAAGAUCUUCACCUGCACAGACCCGGGAGCAAUCUGAAGAGCAAAGCACCGAUGUUCAUAUGGUUAGUGAUAGUGAUGGAGAUGACUUUGAAGAUGCUUCCGAAUUUGGGGUGGAUGAUGGAGAAGUAUUCGGCAUGGCGUCAUCUGCCCUGAGAAAAUCUCCAAUGAUGCCAGAAAACGCAGAAAAUGAAGGAGAUGCCUUAUUACAAUUUACAGCAGAGUUUUCUUCAAGAUAUGGUGACUGCCAUCCUGUAUUUUUUAUUGGCUCAUUAGAAGCAGCUUUUCAAGAGGCCUUCUAUGUGAAAGCCCGAGAUAGAAAGCUUCUUGCUAUCUACCUCCACCAUGAUGAAAGUGUAUUAACCAACGUGUUCUGCUCACAAAUGCUUUGUGCUGAAUCUAUUGUCUCUUAUCUGAGUCAAAAUUUUAUAACCUGGGCUUGGGAUCUGACAAAGGAUGCCAACAGAGCAAGAUUUCUGACAAUGUGCAAUAGACACUUUGGCAGUGUUGUUGCCCAAACCAUUCGGACUCAAAAAACAGAUCAAUUUCCACUUUUUCUGAUUAUUAUGGGAAAGCGAUCAUCUAAUGAAGUGUUAAAUGUGAUACAAGGUAACACAACAGUGGAUGAGUUAAUGAUGAGACUCAUGGCUGCAAUGGAGAUCUUCACAGCCCAACAACAGGAAGAUAUAAAGGAUGAGGAUGAACGAGAAGCCAGAGAAAAUGUGAAGCGAGAACAAGAUGAGGCCUAUCGCCUUUCACUUGAGGCUGACAGAGCAAAGAGGGAAGCUCAUGAGAGAGAGAUGGCAGAACAAUUUCGUUUGGAACAGAUUCGAAAAGAACAAGAAGAAGAACGUGAGGCCAUCAGGCUCUCCUUAGAACAGGCCUUGCCUCCCGAGCCAAAGGAAGAAAAUGCUGAGCCUGUGAGCAAACUGCGGAUCCGGACCCCAAGCGGCGAGUUCCUCGAGCGGCGUUUCCUAGCCAGCAAUAAGCUGCAGAUCGUCUUUGAUUUCGUAGCUUCCAAAGGAUUUCCAUGGGAUGAAUUCAAGUUACUGAGUACCUUUCCUAGGAGAGAUGUAACCCAGCUGGACCCAAAUAAGUCAUUAUUGGAGGUAAAGUUGUUCCCUCAAGAAACCCUUUUCCUUGAGGCAAAAGAGUGAACAUGGCUCAGCGGUGGAACCAGCCAUUCCUUGACAAGCCAGAGGCUGCAUCAAGAGGAGGGCUCCUCAUCAACCCAUUUACACGCUCGUCUCACUCAACUCAAUGUCACACUUCUGCCUCUUGCAAGAUUGCUGGAAAAAAGUAAUAAUAAACAUAGCUACUUAAAAUUUCCCAUC